This is a messenger RNA of Gloeophyllum trabeum ATCC 11539, 5946 nucleotides long. RefSeq lists its product as uncharacterized. The transcript is spliced from 24 exons. The record is from RefSeq and is a predicted model, not a curated record. The coding region runs from base 25 to 5946 and encodes 1973 amino acids. Gene Ontology annotation, biological process: DNA damage checkpoint signaling; protein phosphorylation; telomere maintenance. Lineage: Eukaryota; Fungi; Basidiomycota; Agaricomycetes; Gloeophyllales; Gloeophyllaceae. Gene Ontology annotation, molecular function: protein binding; protein serine/threonine kinase activity. Gene Ontology annotation, cellular component: nucleus.
CGGUCACAGCAGUGCAGCGAUCGCAUGGACGUUGACGACAAGGCCCCAACACAAGAUGUCGGUCGAUGGCGAAUCACAGUGGAAAAGGUUAUAGAGGAAGUCACAGCCCCUGACGGGUAUCGCCUGAUGGAAGACGGCCAGGAGACGGAAGAGGGCUUUGCUACUCGCACGCUUGAAAUGGUCAAACAGAGGUUCUCAAGGCCUCUGCAACAGACGUCAGCAGCAGACAGAACAGCCCUCACAAACAAGCUAGCUGGCUUGGUGUGCUUGCUCGUUCAUCCAAAUCAGUCGACGACAUGCUCGCGUUCAUCCGGACAAUUCAGGCUGCCAGUACUCGCGGCCUGUAUAGCUGUAGUUCCUAAACUUCUAGACGGCCUGGUUGACGAGAUCACUCCGCAGGUGAAGAUUGCCGUAUAUAAACUUCUGGAAAAGGCUGUGGUGCAUCAGAAGACACUUGUGCAGACGGAAUACGUCGAGAACCUUGUUGUUCGCGGCAUGUGCGAUGCAAACCGGAGCGUCCGACUGGCAGCAGGUGGGGUGUCGCUGGCUCUAGCCCACAUGUACCAGACUUCAUCCCCUACUCCUCGGAGCAGUAUAAGCCCCCUGUUUGAUAGGUUUCACGCGCUGCUCGACGGAACGACGGCUGCUGUGAAAGCUACCGUGAAAGAAACCAUUAUAGUCACUAUUGGAGCCAUUGCAAGAGUCGAAGGCUUCGAAGUACUAGGUCAUGUUUUGUGUUGCUUGGUGGCUCAGCUUGGGAGGCAGAACCCAGUGCUCAAAGGCAAUGCUUACAUGGCUCUGCUUACCAUAGCUCGUACUCGCCAGAAAUCCGCGUACAGCCUUGUGUCACCAUAUCUCGGCGACAUUUCGCCCUUCGUCGUCUCCCGCAUGGCCACAGAACCUGCUCUGUUAGUGGAAUUUUGUCGAUUCAUUUCGAUAUCGCCAGCAGAUUUCCUUUCGGUUAAUCUGCAUCGCAUACUUCCCCCGCUUUUCGCGACGUGCAAUGGGAAAGUUCUGGAGCUGAUAGGCAGAGAGCUGGGGAAGAGACCGUUCACUCUCUACUUGAACCACUCGCACGAUGUUGUGGCCCAUGCCCUCCUUCUUGAGGAUGACGCAGGCAUACAGGCAGCUCUUGACUUCAUCGUGAAUCAGCUCAGGCAGGCAGCCGAAAGUACCGCCAUCGACGUGCACAACGUUGUCAAAAGUUGCCUCACUCCUUUGCUAGCAGAAAUGAUAAUCGUAAUGGGAGAUGAAAAUGAGAACAAAGCCAAGCUGGUGAGCCGUCUUCAGAAGAUCGAGCAGUUUAUGCAGUCGAGCACCAGGACCACCCGCUCGUUCACCGAUGACCGGCUGGCUAGCUUCCUCAACGCGAAUAUAUUGGGCCUCAUAACGUACCUGAAUGAGAUGUUGCAGGAAGUGCAGGGAAGGAAAUCAGCGGAGACCAAGCGACACAUCUUACGUGGCUUGGGUGCUAUGAUUAUCAACAUUGGGCCAUCUGUGAAUAAUGUUGCUCCUCAGAUCAUGGCAACCAUGCAAACGAUGCUGGGCAUCGCGGAGGUCUCGGAGGCUACACUUGACGGCUGGUACAAAUUCCUGACAACUCUUAGCCCUGAAGAUGUUGGCCCCUACGUCGGUCCCACUACGGCAUCUUUCGUGGCCCUCUGGCCUAACUUCCCAGAAUCUGCGCGGAUAAAGGCCAGGCAAUGCAUAGACUAUAUCGUCCUAGACCUAGGCAAGAGUCUUGGAAAAUACCUAGAUGAUGUGAUCGACAUGUCCUCCGUGCCGGAACUAGAGCCUCUACAAGAACAUGUUUUGGACAUACGGCCGGAAUGUCCUCCCAAGGAAGCUUUCCUCCGCCUCCUUGAUAGGUCCUCAAGUGAUAACGUUAUUGUGGCAAUGCAAGCUAUGAAAGAGCUGAAGCAAUAUCUAAUGAAGGCAGAGGACAAUUUUAUCCGCGAAAUGUCUUCUGGGGACGUCUUUGAUCCCCUAAUCGGACGAGCCAUGACAGCGUUACUGGACAACGCGGCUCGCGACGGAGACGAAGUUGAAACCAUUCGCCUCUUGGCAUACGAAUGCAUUGGCAUACUUGGCGCGUUGGAUCCGGAUCGAUUUGAACUAGGUCAGAACGACCCUCGUAUGUUCGUACUUAGCAAUUUCCAGGAUGAAGGUGAAGGCAUCGCCUUCGCUAUCCACCUUAUACAGGACGUGCUGGUGGGUGCCUUCCGCUCGACAAGUGACAUUAAAUAUCAAGCCCACCUGGCCUUCGCGAUCCAAGAACUUCUCCAAUUUUGCAAAUUCACUCCCGCGCUAGUGGGAGCUGGCUCAUCUGGCUCCGUCCCAUUGAAGGUCCGGAACCGCUGGAACAGUCUCCCUAAGCAUAUUUUGGAAACUGUGACCCCGCUUCUGGAGGCUCGCUAUCGUGUGCAAGAAAAGCCUCUGCCGCAUAUCCAGCAUCCUGUCUACCAUAACAAGCCGACAUACAGAGAAUGGCUGCAGCUGUGGACUGCUUACUUGAUUACGCGCACUUCUGGUCCAGCAGCCCAGCGUGUCUUCGGUUGCUUUCGUUCUGCGGUGCGGAAUAAAGACGUUGCCGUUGCUCAUCAUAUCUUACCUCACCUCAUCAUCCAUGUGCUAGUCUCCGGUGAUGGUAGUGAGGCCCAGAACAUCCGCUCUGAGUUGCUGGCGGUCUUGGAAGAUCAAGUGGAUCCCCAAAGCAAAUCUUCCGUUGACAAGAAGCUUUUGAGCGCCCAGGCCGUUUUCAGCCUGAUGGACCACCUUAGCAAAUGGGUUCGUCUGAUGCGACAAGAUAUCUCCAGGAAAAGGGCGGACAGCAGAAGGUCUCGACUGCAUAUGACCGAUGCAGACUCAGAAGAGCAAGUUCUGCGAGUUGACUCGGUCUUGUCCAGUAUCGAUCAAGGUCUCAUGGCCAAGGCCGCUCUGCAGUGCAAGAGUUUUGCACGCUCUCUGAUGAGUUUUGAGCGUCAAAUUGUGGAGAUGCGGGAGCGUGACGCACGGCCCACUGAACUCCAAGUCUACUACGAGCACUUGCAUGAAAUCUAUGCUGACCUCGAUGAGCCAGAUGGUAUGGAAGGUAUCUCCACCUUCAUCCUCGCCCCCUCCCUCCAGCAUCAGAUACGUCAACACGAGAGCAUGGGUCAUUGGACAUCAGCUCAAAGCUGCUGGGAAGUAAGGCUGCAGCAGGAGCCUGACAAUAUUGACUCCCACCUAGGUCUUCUACGAUCCCUUCGCAACCUUGGUCAUUACGACACUCUGCGCACUCAUGUCAGAGGUGUCCUUACUAGACAUCCCGAUUGGCAGGCUAAGCUCGCUGGUUACCAAGUGGAGAGUGCCUGGAUGGUAGGUGACUGGGAGGAAGUGAGGAGGGUAGUUGAAGUCAGCUCCGAGGAAUCGCCCCACGUUGCGGUUGCCCGUGUUCUCCUUGCGAUGCAGACAGACGAUCACUCAGCCAUCGCAACAUCCCUUGCCCAAGCACGCAUGUUCCUGGGCUCAACCGUCACCACAUCGGGUUCGAAAGGUUAUCAGAGAGCCUAUGAAUCUAUCCUUGAUUUACACAAGAUACGGGAACUGGAAAUGAUUUAUCACACCAUGUCUCAAACGAGGCAAGGUACGAAUCAACAAGUCCGAAACAUGAUUGGUGCGCUGUCGACACGUCUCUCGGCACGGUUGGAUUCCACCCUACCAACGUUUCGUGCUCGAGAACCCAUUCUUAGUAUGCGUCGUACUGCACUGGGUUUACUGAGCCCAAACCGGGAUAAGCGAGUCGAACUUGAAAUUGGUAGUUCUUGGUUGUCUAGUGCCAAGAUUGCGAGGAAAGCUAGCUACUGGCAAACUGCCUACAGUGCUGUCCUUCAAGCACAGCAUUGUCAUGCUCCCUUUGUCUUCACUGAAGGUGCCAAGCUCACAAAAGCAAGCGGGGAACCCCUACGUGCCCUGCAAGAGCUAGAGCGAUCCAUCAAUCUCCAGCAGUUAUCCGACCAGGAAGUCAUCGACCUGACCGAAGAAGGCGACAGCAGCGAGGUGCAGGCCCAAGUGCUUUUGGCGCGCUGGAUGAACGACUCGGAUCGCUAUGAUCUCAGUCUGGUAUCGAAGACAUUCAGCAACGCGACGGAGCUGUGGCCCAAGUGGGAAAGCGGUCAAUUCUAUCUUGGGCGAUUCCACGACGAGUGCUUCAAAACCCUACCCUUGAAGGACCACAAAGGCCGCGGGAUUAAGAUGAUUUAUCAGACGGUCAAAUGCUUCUCUCGGGCCAUUCGCUACGGAUCUAAGUAUAUAUACCAGACCGUACCGCGAAUACUGACCCUUUGGCUUGACUUGGGCGAAAAUCCGAAGAUGGUAGGCACGGAGACUCUGCCUCGAAUAACCACCGAGGUCAUGAAAGCCAUUAAGGGCCCCUGUUCUCAUCCCCGACAGUGGUAUACGGCUUUUCCUCAAAUCGUGUCUCGAGUCGGGCACAGCCAUAAAGAAAUCUACAAUGCGCUGUCGGAACUGAUUGCGUCUGUAAUUCAAGAAUAUCCGAAGCAGGCGCUCUGGCUUUUCGUUGCAGUCCUUAAAUCCAAGAAAGCUCAAAGAAGUUCCCGUGGGCGAGAGAUUCUAAACAGACUUCGGAAUAAUCCUGCAAGUGCGCGUACGGAAGUUCCUGGCCUUAUCAAUGAAUGUGAAAAUAUGAUCAACGAACUACUCGAUCUCUGCGACCACAAAGUUGCGGACGAUGAGCGCACGCUGAGUAUGAGCAAGCACUUCCCAGGCUUGCGUAGACUAGUGCCCUCUCGUUUGAUCAUCCCACUGCAAGAGUCUCUGACCGCGAGCCUUCCGUCAACGUCGGCAUCUGAAGCUACACACCAACCUUUCCCGCUUAAUCCUCCCACUUUUCAAGAUUUCUAUGACGAGAUCGAAGUGAUGCGCUCUUUAGCAAAGCCUCGGAAAAUCACGAUUCGCGGCAAUGAUGGCCUCGUAUAUAUGUUCCUUGGGAAACCUAGGGAUGAUCUCCGCAAGGAUGCGCGGAUGAUGGACUUCAACGCCAUUAUAAACAAGCUACUGAAAGCGAAUCCAGAAUCCCGGCGUCGUCAACUCCAUAUUCGCACUUAUGGUGUUGUGACUCUGAACGAGGAAUGCGGUUUCAUUCAAUGGGUGCCCAAUACGCUGCCACUCAGGCCUGUCCUCAAUAAGCUAUACGAGGCCAGGAACAUACGGCCCUGGGUUACCGACGUCUAUAGCAGGAUAAGGACUUUGAAGGACCAUGAAGCAACUGAGUUGUUUGUGAAGGACGUCUUGCCCAGAUAUCCACCUGUGUUCCACGAAUGGUUCAUCGAGACGUUCCCCGAGCCUUCAGCAUGGCUCGCAAGCAGGUCCACCUACGGUAGGACCGCAGCAGUAAUGUCGAUGGUCGGAUUCAUUCUCGGUCUUGGUGAUCGGCAUUGUGAGAACAUACUUCUUGAUGUCAAUACCGGAGACGUUCUUCACGUCGACUUGAACUGCUUGUUUGAGAGGGGUAAAUUGCUUGAUGUGCCGGAGAAGGUGCCUUUCCGGCUCACUCAGAAUGUCGUGGACGGCUUCGGGGUUACUGGUGUUGAAGGCGUGUUCCGCAUAGCCUGCGAAAUCACUAUGCAACUUCUCAGGGACAACAAAGAUACCCUCAUGAGCGUGCUGGAUGCCUUUAUCCACGAUCCCUUGAACGAUUUCGAAGAGCAGAGACGUAAACUCGAGCGAGAGAAGAAGACGGUCAAGGAAGCGAUAGACAUGCGGGCGGUUGCGUUGAAGGUCGCUCUGACUCCUAUUGAUAAGAAGCUCAAAGGCAUCUACACGACUGGUCGCGAGAGGGCCGAGAAAGAGACGUCGACGAGUAGCUUGGUCCAGAUAGUCAUCCAAGAAGCCACUGAUCCAACCAAUUUAGCGAGGAUGUACCAAGGAUGGGCAGCAUGGCAUUAG